Molecule: messenger RNA, 930 nt
Organism: Dermatophagoides farinae (American house dust mite)
Lineage: Eukaryota; Metazoa; Arthropoda; Arachnida; Sarcoptiformes; Pyroglyphidae
Product: sesquipedalian-1-like
Biological process (GO): receptor recycling; retrograde transport, endosome to Golgi; endosome organization
Cellular component (GO): recycling endosome; trans-Golgi network; early endosome
Source: RefSeq, a predicted model, not a curated record
GUUAAUCUUAAUAUAUACAUUUUGUACGUCUUGGUUUUUCCAUUACCGAACUAUCCAGAAAUCAUGCCAUCUAUUGACUGAUCAUCAUGAUGAUUAAUAUUAAUAAGAAAAAUGUUUAUGAUGCUCAAGCUUUAAAGUUUAAACCAACAACAUUUGAUUUGAUUUGAUUUGAUCACAAAAUUCGGGAUUCAUUUCAUUGUGUAUGUGUUGAAUGAAUGGAUUUACGAAACCGAAAUUAGCCAUGAUAAUCCAUGAUAAUCCAUCCAUGAAUAAGAUUCAAUAAUAAUGAAAAUGAAAUUAAAUGAUCGUUGUCUCAUACAUAUUGCUCAAUCGAAUGAUCAAAAUCCUAUUGAUCAAUGUGGUUGGCUACAACAAUGGAAUGAUGAAAAGAAAACAUUUCAAAAGAAAUGGUUUGUAUUGAAAGAAAAUCUUCUGUUCUAUUAUAAUCAACGUAAUGAUCGUGAACCUACCGGUCUAAUUAUAUUGGAUGGUUAUCGUGUCGAAAUAAUCGAAAGUCUAGCCGAUGAUAGAUUUCCAUUUAAAAUUGAUUUCGGUAUUAGCCGUAUUACUGGAAAACCAUUGAAAUCAUAUAUAUUGGCCACCGAUAAUCAUUCGGAUAUGGAACAAUGGAUUAAAGCUUUGAGCUGUGCAUCAUAUGAUUAUCUUAAAAUGGUCGUAUCUGAACUUGAACAUAGACUUAGUGAAUUGAAUCAGGAUGACAACAAAACAACAGCAACUAACGAUAGUGAUCAUUCAAAAUCCACUUCAAGUCCAAUUCUAUCAAGAUCAGAUUCCACACAACAACAACAACGUUUCAAUCCAUUUGAUGAACGGCCAGAUGAUCAUGUUCAAGAACAAUUAACAUUUGCCGAUCUUCAUGAACGAUAUGGUCAACGAAUUCGAAAAUGUUUUAUAUAAAAUGAAUUAUUA